Molecule: messenger RNA, 1183 nt
Organism: Saprolegnia diclina VS20
Lineage: Eukaryota; Oomycota; Saprolegniomycetes; Saprolegniales; Saprolegniaceae
Product: fructose-1,6-bisphosphatase
Exons: 1
Coding region: 75-1085 (336 amino acids)
Biological process (GO): fructose 1,6-bisphosphate metabolic process; fructose 6-phosphate metabolic process; fructose metabolic process
Cellular component (GO): cytosol; cytoplasm
Molecular function (GO): fructose 1,6-bisphosphate 1-phosphatase activity
Source: RefSeq, a predicted model, not a curated record
CCACGACGGUGCAGGCUGCCGGUCACCUUCCUCCCGACGACGUCAACCGCGAGGCUUAAGUCAUAGAACCGACGAUGCCUGCCCUCGGAGAAACGUUGACAGACUUCCUCGCCAAGGCGUCCGCCCGCACGCCCAAGGCGAUCCUCUCCAAAGUCGCGUCCGCCUGUAUCGAGAUCCACGAGCUGGUCCAGCAAGGCGCGCUCGCCGACGUGAUUGGGUCGGCGCAGACCGACAACGUGCAAGGCGAGGUGCAGCAGAAGCUCGACAUUCUCUCCAACGACGCGAUUCUCAACGCAUGCGCUACCGAAGCCUCGCUUGGCGGCCUCUGCUCGGAGGAGCACGAGACGUUUUACCCGGGCGCGGUCGCCGGCGAGUACCUCCUCCUCUUUGACCCGCUCGACGGCUCGUCCAACAUUGACGUCAACGUGUCGAUUGGCACAAUCUUCUCGAUCCUGCGCCGCCCGUCGACGGCGACAGCGGUCACGCACGCCGAGUUUCUGCAGCCCGGGGCGCGCCAGGUCGCGGCCGGCUACGUCAUCUACGGCCCGCAGACGAUCCUCGUGCUCAGCGUCGGCGACGGCGUCCACAUGUUUACGCUCGACACGGCGGCCAAGCGCUUUGUGUGCACGCGCCACAACGUCACGAUCGCGCCCGAGACGAAAGAGUUUGCGAUCAACAUGUCCAACAUGCGCCACUGGGACGCGCCGGUCCGCCGGUACGUGGACGAGUGCCUCCUCGGCAGCCAAGGCGUCCGCGGGAAGGACUUCAACAUGCGCUGGAUCGCGUCCAUGGUCACUGAGAUCCACCGUCUUCUGACGCGCGGUGGCGUCUUCAUGUACCCGUGGGAUGCCCGGUACCCGGAGAAGCCGGGCCGCCUCCGCCUCCUGUACGAAGCCAACCCGAUGAGCUUUCUCAUUGAGGCGGCGGGCGGCGCAAGCAUCAACGGCUACGAGCGCAUGCUCGAUGUUCGACCGACCGAAUUGCACCAGCGCGUCUCCGUCAUCUUGGGCGCCAAGCAUGAAAUCGAACGUAUCGCGAAGUACCACGCGACCGCCGCCAAACCCAACCCCCUCGCCCGCAUGUGACGGAAUACCUGGCUUGCACUGCUGGGUGAUAUGACUCUAUUGGUCGUUGUUGCUGCUAUAACUCAAUCGUAAUGGACGCGUACCUUGUUGUUGUUUCC